Messenger RNA from Cuscuta epithymum, 1850 nucleotides. The record is from the annotation of a GenBank genome assembly. NCBI's taxonomy places the organism in Eukaryota, Viridiplantae, Streptophyta, Magnoliopsida, Solanales, Convolvulaceae.
GUGCUCUUUGAUGGAUAAACCAUUAUUCUCGACAUUAUUAUUUCACAUGGUAUCAGCAGCCUAGGUUUUCUACCCUCGCACCUAUGUCAAUCAAUUCUACUCUCUCUGCGGCGCCAUCUUCUGCGCCAGCCACGACGGUUACAACAUUGGCACCCAACACCUCCAUGGUGCUGCCGACCUCAUCUGCUAUGUCAUCAUCACCACAGUCAUUCUACGCCUCUCGGCUUACAUUGUCGCCGCCUCCAACUUUUGGCUUGCACCAGUUGUUUGAUAUGCCAGAAUCCUUCACGUGGACUCCGACUGCUGCCACACAGCCUGUUGUUCUCCAGGCUCCAAGCCAAGAGUUGGCGGCGACAAUGUAAGCCAAGACUAUGCCAGAAUCCAAAACUAACCGGACUCCGACACCUAUAAACUGUUUCCCAGUCAGUUUUUUCGGUUGUACCAUGUCCGGUCAGCCAGGAAUUCACAUGUUGGACUCUUCUCCCCUGUUGUGGCAACCUGGCUUCACGGUAACAUCAACUCCCCUCUCCACUUUGUCAUCUCAAUUAACUUUUGCUACAUCCAAUGUUACCAAUAUUGUUACCACCCGGUUGGCUGUGGUUGAGGAUUAUUUGUCAAGACGCGUGCAGUUUGAAUCAUUCUUAGUGUCUCAUGGCCUUUUGGGAAUUUUAUAUGGCUCAAUUCCUGCACUCUCGCUCACUACAUAUGACAAUAUUCGCCGCCAAACUCCUAACCACAAAUAUCAUCACUGGCUUAAAAUUGAUAAACUAUACCUGAGGUCAUGGUUAUGUGUUACUCUCUCCCGUGAUAUAUAUUUUGGUAGAGGUUCAUGACCUCAUUUUUCCGCCUAAAUUUGGGAGCGUUCGGAGACACGAUUUAUGUCCGCCUGUCUUGUUCGAGCCAUGGAACUCAAAAUGAAUUUUAUUCAAUAUCUAAGAAAAAAGAGACCCAGACCAUGUAUGAAUAUUUAGUAAUCAUGGUCUUCUUCAACAAACAAUUUUGAGCUCAAGGACCUGAUUAUGAAUCUCUUCUCACGACGUUAACCCUCUUCCCGGCUAAGUUUAUUAUUGACAGUCUUCGUCCUCUUUUAUUAGCAUGGGAACAACGUGCUAUUCAUCUCCGGUCUCAAGAGUCUGGCCCAAGACAUCAUGUGUUCUGAAAGGUUAUAUUUUUAUUUGAUAUUCACAGUGACCUUCACAAUUAGAAUAUAAAGAUUGAUCUGCACUGUUAAGCACAUCUUGAAAUCUCAUGCCUAAUGUAUCAACAUCAUAACCAUAUGAUUUCGGUCUCUCAUCCGCAUUAUUUUGUCCCACAAACUCAUUAUUUAGAUGAGUAUUGUGAAAAGUAGAAGGACCGAUCAAAUCAUUAUAAACCAUUCUUUGAUCCCAAGGCAUUUCUUCAUAAUUGCUCCAAGUGGACAUCUUAUCUGGAACAUAACGAGAUGUUCUUACAGUUUGCGGCAAAAAAUAGGACUCUAACGGCUCUCCUUGGGAAAUCCAAUCGUAAUAAUUGUCUAUAAAACCACUUGUAUAUAAAUGCCAACAUCAUCAUUUUCUAAAAAAAUCUAUUUUUACACUUCAUACAUGGGCACACUAUUUUACUUCCAUCGAUGUAUUGAGGUUGUCCUCGUGCAAAUUUAACAAAUUCAUCAACUCCUUUACUGAACUCUUCUCUCAAUCAUCUACUUUUAUCAAUUAUACACCCAACUUCUAUUUUCUCUAUGCAUUAUGCUUGAAUAUUAGAAAAACAUAUAUAAAUAUUUUUUUAUUAAUAUUGCGAUUAAAUACUACCUUCAUCUCUAAUUGGUUUGCAAAAUUGACUUUUCUUUGUCUAACAGUUUCAUUUUAUUC